Molecule: messenger RNA, 773 nt
Organism: Galendromus occidentalis (western predatory mite)
Lineage: Eukaryota; Metazoa; Arthropoda; Arachnida; Mesostigmata; Phytoseiidae
Product: chromatin complexes subunit BAP18
Exons: 4
Coding region: 89-586 (165 amino acids)
Cellular component (GO): NURF complex; MLL1 complex
Source: RefSeq, a predicted model, not a curated record
ACCGUUGACUUACGACUGCGAUUAAGAAGGAUUUGUCAGAAGCAGAAGAAUACUCGCCUAUAACAGGCGAAACGCAUUCGUUUUCGGCAUGAACAACGCCGAGAUCGCCGCCAAGGUUGGCGACGUAUUUACGGCAGCGGGGAACGCCUUCUCGCAACUUGGAGAAUUGUCGACACAGCUGUAUUCCAACACCGACCAAAACCUUGUUGGGGGCAAGUGGACGGAAGAAGAGAUUGAAAUGCUCAGACUAGCGGUCCGACGGUUUUCGGACGAUCUGAAGAAACUCUCCGAGUGUAUAAAAAGCCGUGCUGUUUUGCAGAUCAAAACCAACAUGAAGAGGAAAGCUGUGGAAACCGCUAGUCUGCCGGCUAAAAAGACCAUCGCACCGAACAAUGGCACGAAACAAGGCCCGUCUGUCACGAUCAAGAAAGAAAGUUCGCAACAAGCAGCCCUCGCUGCGACGAUACUCGCCCAGCAGAAGCAAACGUCGGCCGAUAUCACGCUGAACAUGCUCAAUGCAACGGAGAGCGAAGUGGACGUGGUGGGGCUAACCGAAACGCAUAAACUGGAAUACGACUCGAACUGAACGCCGAAUCACCCCCCGAUAGUGUAUUCGGAAGCGGAGCGCACGCCAAUUUGCUGCGCCAUCGAUGUGGUCGUCGCUCGCCCGUGCACACCCUGCGGACGAGCUCCGGAAAUGCGAUAUGAGGUUGGCUCACUCAUAAUUUUGUAAACUUCUGUACAAUUGUGAAUUAAUGCAAAAUGAAUAAAUA